CGUUGGAAGUCUGAUAUUGCUUACAACUUAUUUGACUACAUUACUGGUUUUUGUUCCAAAGGCAAUUAUAAUUUCAAGAGGAGAUGACAGUCUUUCUCAGAAGUUGUUUUCUCCAAUUGGUGCAGCGUUUGGUUUCUUAGACACAGUCGCAGGAGAAGGCCAGAUGCCAGGAUUGGGCGCUGAUAGGUCAUUGUCCAUGCCUGGAGUCGCUCUUGCCGCAGGAAAGAUUGAAAAAAGUGACCAGAUGUCUACGUUGUAUAAUGCCUACCACCAUUUCGGAAAGAUUAAUUCUGACAAAACUGGUCCGUUUGAUGAUUAUUAUUAUAACUCCAAAUAAGCGUUGCUAGUGCACCACAGCAGUUC
Owenia fusiformis is the source of this 363-nucleotide messenger RNA. NCBI's taxonomy places the organism in Eukaryota, Metazoa, Annelida, Polychaeta, Sabellida, Oweniidae. The record is from the annotation of a GenBank genome assembly.